This is a messenger RNA of Penicillium taxi, 201 nucleotides long. RefSeq lists its product as uncharacterized. The coding region runs from base 1 to 201 and encodes 66 amino acids. NCBI's taxonomy places the organism in Eukaryota, Fungi, Ascomycota, Eurotiomycetes, Eurotiales, Aspergillaceae. The transcript has 2 exons. The record is from RefSeq and is a predicted model, not a curated record.
AUGCCAACCUCACCACCCUUUCUCGAGGCGAAGCAUUGGAUUCUCGAGUCGUCGCCGGAUUCGCAGCCAUGGAGGGAGACUCGAUCAACUGCUAAAAACUACAAUGAUUUGGCCAAAAUCAACAACAAUCCGACAGUGACACCCGAGUUCCUGUUGUCACCACUACAUAACCUGCGAACUGACCAAGUUAUCCAAGACUGA